GGGCUUAGCCGCGAUGAUGCCGGGGGCGGGGCUCACAGGGAAAGAGCGGGCGACCGUCACAGGGGUCGACAGGCAGCGCACGGCCAGCCAGGGGGUUGACGGCGGCAGGGGGACUGGCCGGGCCAGCUGGGUGCACGGCGUGCCGGCGCCAUGACAGAGCAGACCUACUGUGACCGCCUGGUCUAGGACAUGCCUUUCCUCACAGGCCUUGGGCGCCUGAGUGAGCAGCAGGUGGACAGGAUUAUCCUCCAGCUGAACCGCUACUACCCCCAGAUCCUCAGCAACAAGGAUGCGGAAAAGUUCCGGAACCCCAAGGUAUCUCUGCGAGUACGUCUCUGCGACCUCUUGGGCCACCUGCAGCGGAGCGGUGAGCGGGACUGCCAGGAGUUCUACCGGGCCCUGUACAUCCAUGCCCAGCCCCUGCACAGCUGCCUGCCCAGCCGGCACACCCUGCGUAAAGAACUCAGAUUGCACAGAGCUAGACUCGGGCACCGCAAGCCGUGAGCUCAGUGACAGGGGUAACCGCCUCCCAUGUCCCUUCUCUCUGUUCCCCCACCCAGGGCUCCAUCUCUGCCUCGGGGGCUUCUCCAUUCCAAGUCGGGUUCUGUUCCUGGCUUCCUGUUGGACAGACCCCCUCAGGGUGCUUACUGGGGACGUCCCUGCCCAGCUGACCACAGCACAGGGUGUGAGCCUGUCCCUCGAGGCCUCUGGACCCCUCCCCGCCCUCCUGGGCUCGGGGAGCUGCUCACGUGCAUUUCUCCCCAGGACCCGUGGCCUUCCUGACCUGUCUCGGCCUGGCCGCAGGGCUGGCACUCCUCGUCUACUGCUGCCCCCCAGAUGGGUGCUGCCUGGCCAAGCCUCAGCCCAGUCCUCUCCAGACCAUGGGGCAGAGCCCUGCCGGAUGGACGGAGGCCUACACCUGAGGCCCCCUACUUGUGGCCCAGCGUGGCAGCCCUGCGGUUCCUUUCCUGCCAUGCUGACCUUGUCAAGGUCCUGUGUGGGGAGCCAGUGGCAAGCAGGCCCACUCGGCAUGGGGACCCCACAUCACUCAGGUGUGGGGCUAGCGAUGCCAUGAGGCUGAGAGAAGGCGCCUUCUCGAUGGGUUCUGAGACCCCCUUGUCUUCCAGACCCCAAGGUGCUGCCAGGGGCCCAGCGUGUCCUGGGCUUCUCCCCUGUCAUCGUCGACAGGCACGUCAGCCGCUUCCUGCUGACCUUCCUCACAGAUGACCUGGGGGGGCUCUGACCAAUCCCAGCCCUGCCCGCCUGGCUGCUUGCUGCCCUGGGGCUGGCUGGCUUUUCUAAGUGUUUACGUUUCACUGUUUAUAACUUAUGUAACAAGCACUUUACCUUCACUGUACAGAGGUGCUCAACAAUAUUAAACGUUUGAGUCUUAUCCCUUCUCUCAGGAGUGUUUUCUAGAUGAUACCAACACAAGACAUGACAGCAUGUCUAGCUGGGGCUGACCCUGUGGGCUCUUGGCUUCCCGAGUCCAACCCAAGACCCAGGUCCUGCUCAGGCCGCCUUCUCAGACCCCUGUGGGCCUGGGCCUCACCCCUCCAUGUGGGCUACCUGCCCCAGAUGACCCCUGCUGUGUCCCCCAGUGCCCACGUCCAGAUAUCCCCCGCCACGUGUUCCCUUCCCUCCCUCCCUGGCCGCCUUCCACUGCUUCUCUCCAGAACUCCCUACCUUGAACCCCUCCUGCCAUCCCCUGCCUGGGUGUUGUUGGUCCCCACACCUGCCCCUGCCCAUCUUCCCUCCUUCCCUAGCCCUCAGCCCCAGGUGGCGAGGAGGGACAGGGCCCACUGGGCUGCUCUGUUACCCGAGCCCUGGGCCAUGGAGGGGCGCCAGCCAAAUGCCUCACGAUACCUAGUACCAGCAUGUGUUCAUUUGAUUCCUCUUAGCAGCCCCAGGAGGUGGGCUGCUGCCCCUGCUUUCCUGAUGAAGAAUCUAAGACUGAAAGGAGAGAUCACUCAGCCAGGAGAGGGGGGCCCAGUGCAUGAGAGGCUCCACCACCGUCUUCAUUCCCUUCCUGUGACAUGUCCCAAGGAGAUACCCCCUCCCCCAUCAUCCCCCUUGUCUCUGUCCAGUCACCAGAGCCAACACCCAGCUCCUGGGCCCUCGAGGCCCCGCAGACUACUAUCCUGGAAAUGGAGCCCCUCCCCCCUGGGAGGCGAUGACCUGCGCUUGGCGGGUCUGGGGAGGGUUCAGUUGACACGGAUGUGGUCAGAGCCUAGAAAUAAGUACAAAGUCUUGUCCCUGAUCCCAGGUGGAGAGGAGGUUGAGACAGAAAAAAAAGAGUCCACAAAAACUUCUAGAACUUUUAGAGAUGAAAAGUGUAAUUGUGCCAUCUGAAGUCUUGGGCUCUGGCUCCUCACACCUUCCCCCAACAGCCUGGGGUUUGGCCAUACCCAGCACCUUGUCCUCCUCAGAGCUGAGCCCCUGUAUUUGUCUUGGGGACAUGGGCCUGUCCCCUUGACCAGGGUGUUUGUACCUAUCUGUCUCACCUGCCGGCCUCAGGCGUAGGAUCUUGUCAUGGAAAUGUCCCUCGUGGACACAAGAGGGUGAGUGUACAUGUCCAAGAGGGUGCUCUGCCUUUGGCUCUGGGGGCCCUGUGAGCCAAGUCCCCAGUGCCUACUACCCUCCUGCAGGCUGUGGUUGUCUGGCACCUGUCUUUUAUGUGGACCCCUGUCACCACCCUCAUUACUGAUGAGGAAGCUGAAGCUCAGAGCCCAGGACCACACAGCUGCCAAGAGUGCCCUCCCCACGCGCGUGCACGUGCACACACAGGCAUACACACAUACACGAAAAGUGUGCACAUGUACACGUGCACAAUGCUCAGAGACACACGUGCACCGCACUAGCCAUGGGCUGCCGGGGCCUGGGCCUGGCCCCUGAUGGGUUCCUCUCCCCAUUGCCCCCAUCCCGUCAGCUCCUCCCUCUCCAGCCUCUUUGGGGAAACAGAAGUAUGUUUGUCAACCCAAGAAUCAUCAUGAGCUUGCAUUUUCCAUAGGGGGUUUCUGGAGGAACCCACAGCCUGACUCCAGGAAUGACGCUACCAUUGGGCCCCCAGGAAGGGUUCCACUCCCAGGUUUUAGCCUCUCAGGGCAUGUGGGAAGGAGACAAGAUGGGAGGCAGAGGAAUCAGCUUCAGGACAUGGUCUCUGGCUGAUUCAUUCAGCCAGCUUGUGGGCUAGUUCACUCAUUUGCAUGCCCAGCCAUUAAAGUGAGGGCCAGGGCAAGGGAGAGCCAGGCAUAAGAGCUCUCCUUUCUACCCUGAAGCCCGGGACAGUGCAGCUUCCCACUCGCUCCUCCACCUCUGCACUGCAGGCUGUGGGUGUGUGUCUCCAAAUUCUGAGCCUUAGUUUACCCAUCUGUAAAAAGGGACACAACCUUGGGACCCCUCCUUGAGCAUGGUUAUCCUGAGCUGGAUAGCACUGCUCCAAGUACUGUUCUCUGGAAAUUGCUUCAUGAAUUUACCACUUUGCUGGAAGGCACAGCUAAUGCAUGUUCUCUCUGGGACAGACUCCCAUUGGGUGAAAGGAGUGCAGUUGCCAGUGGUCAGCGGGGAGGACACAGGUGCCGCCCUGAGCUGAAUGGGCUGAACGGAUCCCCCAAUGGCUGUGAAGGUUCCUCUUGAUCUUGUUCAGAGUCCAGGGUUAGGGAUGCUGUGAACGUGCCCACUCCCUUCCAGCCUCAGGGCUGUGAACGUGCACCGCCGCACUCCAGAUCUCUUGCAGACAGAUCCCCAUGUAAACUGGCUCUUAUUGCAGCAGAGACUGACUGGAGGCCACCUUCCCGGUUGGCCAGCCAGACCAGGGGACUAGUCCCUGCACCUGCUCUGGACUCUGAGCUCAGAAGGUGGCAGGGGUUCUCGAGGUCAGCAGACUCCUGAGGCCCAGCCCAGCAUGUCCUGUCCAGUCUGCAGCCCCUCCACCCAUUGUGAGCGAGCGAGAUUGUGAUUCCGAGGGUAAUUGCUUCCUGGGCAGAUGCCUGGGGUAUUUUUGAUGCUUGUCCUGCUCUCUGACAGACACGCUUGGGUAAAAGUGACACAUGCCCGGUGAAAGUGACAGACACAACUAGGUAAAGGGCACUACUGGGUGAAGGUGACAGACGCCUGACUGUAGGUGAUAGAGACAUCUGGGCAAAAGUAAAUGAGACCACUGUGGCCCCGCAGGCCUGUGGCAGGGAAGGCCUGGGUACUGUCCACCCCCUGAGACCUGUGAGGCCCUGUGGCAGGGUUCCAUCCCCUGAGCGAGGGGCAGUGAGUGCCUGUCCCAGGUCUCAGGACCCGUCUGGUGAGCUGUGAUAGUCCAGGACACCUAUUCCCUUGGCUCGAGCUGGGCUACUUCUUGAGACUGCUGACUUUCUCCUUCCAUCCAUGACCUACCAAGGCCUUGCCCUGGAGGUCCAAAGCAGCCCCCGAGCUCAGGCUGUUCUUGGACCCUUCCGUGGAUCCCUGCCUCAACGGCCCCUUCCCCGACUGCACUCCAUGCCUGCAGCUGAAGUCUGCAACAACAGCCCAGACCAGCAGCCAG
Balaenoptera acutorostrata (minke whale) is the source of this 4534-nucleotide messenger RNA. RefSeq names its product caspase recruitment domain-containing protein 19-like. Gene Ontology annotation, cellular component: mitochondrion. The transcript has 4 exons. NCBI's taxonomy places the organism in Eukaryota, Metazoa, Chordata, Mammalia, Artiodactyla, Balaenopteridae. The coding region runs from base 1420 to 2352 and encodes 310 amino acids. The record is from RefSeq and is a predicted model, not a curated record.